Molecule: messenger RNA, 867 nt
Organism: Neoarthrinium moseri
Lineage: Eukaryota; Fungi; Ascomycota; Sordariomycetes; Amphisphaeriales; Apiosporaceae
Exons: 3
Coding region: 1-867 (288 amino acids)
Biological process (GO): pentose catabolic process
Cellular component (GO): cytosol
Molecular function (GO): aldehyde-lyase activity
Source: RefSeq, a predicted model, not a curated record
AUGGACUGGUAUUCGAAUCCCAAUCCUUCUCAAGGAGGCCGAUGGGCCGAACAGGACGUGAAAGAACUCAGACGGAAACUCAUCACCGCGAACCAUAUCUUGCACCACCACGGCGUGGUCGACGCAUAUGGCCACAUUUCCAUACGCCACCCGCAAAAUGCUGACAUCUAUAUCAUGUGUGGGUACAUGGCACCAGCGCUUGUUUCCAGCCCCGACGACCUGAUCGAGUACUGGGUCAAGGAUUCUAGCACAGUUGACCUAAACGCCAAGAAGGGCUACUCGGAGCGGUUCAUACACGGCGAGAUAUUCAGGAUGUAUCCGACUAUCAAUUGCGUGAUCCACAGCCAUGCUGAAGAUGUCCUUCCCUAUGUCGCAGCUACCGGUGUGCAGUUGCUACCGGUGUUCCACAUGGCGGGCUUUCUAGGUGCCCGGGUCCCUAUCUUUGAUAUCGCGAAGGUGUAUGAACAGGGCGAUCGUCAGGAUAUGCUCGUACGCAAUGCGCGUUUUGGCACAGCUCUAGCCGAGGCAUUCUCCGUAAACCCCGCGUCGGGGUCUCCAAAGCCUGAUCGAAAUGUUGUGCUGAUGAAGAGGCAUGGGUAUACCACGCAUGGCACAGACAUUGAGACGGCUGUUUAUAGGGCUAUUUACACGAAGAUCAAUGCCAGUGCGCAAACUCGUACUGCGAUUAUACGAAGCGCAUUCUUAGUAGAGGGAGGUAGUGCCACUAAAGGCGAUGAUGGCUUCGAGGCAAUGUCGGAGGAGAUGAUAGAAGGAUGUAGGAUCAUGAACGAGGGGACACAGGACAAACCCUGGAGGCUGUGGGCGGCGGAGGUGGAGAACUUGGACUUAUACGUAAACAAUGGAUGA